AUGCAAUGGAAGAACGAUGAUGCAACGAAUGGACAAGUUGUUGCCGGUGGUAAAGGCGAAGGAAAUGGAUUACAUCAAUUGAAUGGUCCACGAGAUGUCUUAAUUGACAAAGAGACGGAUAGUCUCAUUAUUUGCGAUCGAGGGAAUAAACGAGUUGUAAGAUGGUCUCGUCGUAGUGGUACAACACAAGGUGAAAUACUCAUCGACAACAUCCAAUGUUUUGGAUUAACAAUGGAUGAACAGAGAUAUCUCUACGUCUCUGACUGGGGAAAACAUGAAGUAAGACGAUAUCAAUUGGGUGAGAAGAAUGGCACUCUCGUAGCUGGUGGAAAUGGCUAUGGGGAUGAACCCAAUCAACUCAAUAGACCGACAUAUCUCUUUGUCGAUCGACAACAAAAUGUCUACGUGUCAGACAACCGCAAUCAUCGUGUAAUGAAAUUGAAUAAAGGUGCAAAAGAAGGUAUUGUAGUAGCUGGAGGUCAAGGCCAAGGGAAUGCUCUGACACAAUUGUCUUAUCCUCGAGGAAUCUUCGUUGAUACGUUGGGUACACUCUAUGUAGCAGACAUGGGGAAUCAUCGUGUAAUGCGUUGGACUCAAGAAGACAAGAAACAAGGCACUCUAAUUGUGGGUGGAAAUGGCGAAGGAGCAGGAGCAAAUCAGUUCGACAGCCCCUUUGGUUUGUCUUUCGAUCGACAUGGUAAUCUCUAUGUCAGCGAUUAUGAUAAUAGUCGUGUUCAACGAUUUUCUAUCGAAUAA
Molecule: messenger RNA, 756 nt
Organism: Rotaria socialis
Lineage: Eukaryota; Metazoa; Rotifera; Eurotatoria; Philodinida; Philodinidae
Source: the annotation of a GenBank genome assembly